AAUGUCAAGCUCUGGUGUGUAUUUCACUCAUCCUGCUCAUUAGCGGUCUCGUUACCCUCGCAGACGUGGACUCGUCCUAAUUUCUGCUGAUCAUUGAUCUCUGAUAGUCUUAUCAGCCUCAUAUAAGCGUGUCCAGCUCUGGCUCGGUCUCACUGAUAGACGUUCAGGUGAAGGCUCAAGAUGAUGCCAGUGACCCAGCGUCUGCUCGUCCUGACCGUUCUGCUGUCUCUGCUGCUGGCCUUACAGGUCCAGGCGGCACCCAUAGACACUGACUGGGCGACCGGACUGAUCCAUCGGGCCAAGCGCUCGUUACUCUGGCGAUGGAACACUCUGAAACCUGUGGGUUCUGGAUGCAGAGAUCAUUAUGAGUGUGGAACCAACUACUGCAGGAAGCACACGUGCUCCUUCAAUAAAGCUCAACAGGCGUGAUUGAGCAUAAAUCAUGAUGGCACCAAAUCAAGUGAUGGAAAACAAAAUGUCUAAAAUUGUGCAUCCCUUUGAUUUCUCAAACAUCAUGACCUACAUCAAUCUGACAGAACAUCUAAAGACAGCAGAAGACUUUCAGAUCUACAUCAAUCUCAAGACUGUUUUCAGGUGAAUCUCACCAAGAAAUGUCCAGGUCAUAUUAACCUCCAAAAUCAGAACUGUUUUAAUUUAUUUGAUUUUGGCCCGAAAUAUGACCCGGCAUGUUCUUGACACAUUCACCUCCUCAGAAACCUCUCAGGAACACGUCUACAAGAACUCCAGUUUCAUCAUCGAUGUUUUAUAGUUGUACAGAUCUUAAUAAUGUGUAAAAUAUUAACUUUGCAUCUAUAGUUUCUGAUUCAGAUUCAAUGAGGCCGAGAUGUUUGAUCUGAUAAAAUACAAGCACACAUGGCAAAAGAAUCUGUAGCAAAUCUAUUUCAUUAUCAGCUGCAGCUUCCAGAAGAACCGGAGCAUAUUUAUUUUGUAAAUAUCAGACACAUAAUGUGAGAUGGUGCAACAUGCUUUUUUAUGUUAAAA
Messenger RNA from Carassius carassius (crucian carp), 1002 nucleotides. Its product is annotated as liver-expressed antimicrobial peptide 2. The coding region runs from base 181 to 429 and encodes 82 amino acids. Gene Ontology annotation, biological process: defense response to bacterium; antimicrobial humoral immune response mediated by antimicrobial peptide. The transcript has 3 exons. NCBI's taxonomy places the organism in Eukaryota, Metazoa, Chordata, Actinopteri, Cypriniformes, Cyprinidae. The record is from RefSeq and is a predicted model, not a curated record.